AUGUACGCGAGGCAAAUCGACAGUCAUGAUGAUUUCAACUAUGCUGAAUCAACAAUACCUCAAUAUCCUUUACGAUAUUCUAUUACAGAAAAUCAACCCAUCCAACUGAGAAUCAGUAAAAUAGAUGAUGAUCUUGUAAAACUACCUGAAAUGCCCUCUGAAUUACUCAAACUUCUACAAUCAUCUAAUAAACCUAUGCUGUACUAUCGAUUAAGGGAGCCAUCGAAUUAUUUCCAUGUAAAUGAGACAACCAGUGAAUUGACAACAAAAACUGUACUUGAUUUGGAGGCUUUAUGUCCUAGAUACUGUAAAGAAGAUGGGUUUGACGCUGUACUGACUAUCUAUGUGGAUGUAGUGACAACACAUUUUCAGAUAGUCUGUGUUGUAAAUAUUGAAAUUACAGUGACUGAUUUAGAUGACAAUUCGCCUAUAUUCCCAUCAACUGUACCUAGACCAUAUCUACUGAAAUUAAAAGAAGUCAUCUAUCGUGCUGGUAAACAUGUGAUCUACCAAGUGCAGUGGAUAAAGAUGUUCAACCGAAUCAUGCUAAACUAG
Messenger RNA from Trichobilharzia regenti, 555 nucleotides. The record is from the annotation of a GenBank genome assembly. Lineage: Eukaryota; Metazoa; Platyhelminthes; Trematoda; Strigeidida; Schistosomatidae.